CGUCAGCACCAGCGGUAGCUGCAGGGCGGCAGCAUCAGCGGUAGCAGUCGCGACAAAAGCAGCGGUAAAAGUCGCGAGAGCGGCAGCUGGCGCGGCAGUAGCAGCGGCAGUAGCCGCUAGAGCGGCAGCGGUAGCGGUAGUACCCAGUUGUUUACCGGUGCUGAUGGUGCAGUUGUCAGUGGACUCCGCUGCGUCGGCUUUGGCUGUCAGACCCGCUCGCCUGGAAUACGUUAAAGCCAAAGGUAAGGUUCUUUGAGAGGUUUCUCUGAUACAUACGUACAGGAACCUGCCGUGUCCACAGCCAAGAGCAAAGGUCCUGUUCCGUCUGACACAACAGCGCCAUGGCUGACAGUGGGGAAUCCACUAAGACGAAUGGGGUUGCCAGUCAAUCUUCCCGCCUUCUAGAGCCGCCCAGAGAGACCAUGCAGCUGAAGAAGGAAAUUUCACUGUUGAACGGAGUCAGUCUGAUCGUGGGAAACAUGAUUGGCUCCGGCAUCUUCGUCUCCCCCAAGGGCGUGCUCAUCUACAGCGCCUCUUAUGGACUGUCGCUGGUCAUCUGGGUUAUUGGAGGCCUGUUCUCUGUGGUGGGAGCCCUGUGCUAUGCCGAGCUGGGCACCACCAUCACCAAAUCAGGGGCGUCAUAUGCAUACAUCCUGGAGUCGUUUGGAGAAUUCCUGGCGUUUAUUCGCCUGUGGACGUCUCUGUUGAUUAUCGAGCCCACCAGUCAGGCUGUCAUAGCCAUCACGUUUGCUAACUACCUGGUGCAGCCGCUUUUCCCGACAUGUGAACCGCCAUAUCUAGCUUCCAGACUCAUUGCCGCAGCAUGUGUGUGUUUACUGACAUUCAUCAACUCUGCCUAUGUGAAGUGGGGCACCCGGGUACAGGAUAUUUUCACCUAUGCUAAGGUGGCAGCCCUCAUUGUCAUCAUCACCACUGGCAUCAUCAAGCUGUGCCAGGGUUACACAAACAACUUUGAAUCCUCCUUUCAGGGAUCGUCUACAGAUCCCGGUAACAUUGCACUGGCGCUCUACUCUGCUCUCUUCUCUUACUCUGGCUGGGACACGCUCAACUUUGUUACUGAGGAGAUCAAAAACCCUCAAAGGAAUCUGCCCUUAGCGAUCGCCAUCUCCAUGCCCAUUGUCACUAUCAUCUACAUCCUCACCAAUGUGGCCUACUAUGCUGUUUUGGAUAUGAGUGCUAUACUGGCCAGUGACGCAGUGGCAGUGACAUUUGCAGAUCACACUCUGGGUGUGAUGAGCUGGACCAUCCCUAUUGCUGUGGCUCUGUCCUGCUAUGGGGGCCUCAACUCUUCCAUUAUCACAGCAUCCAGGUUGUUCUUUGUGGGUUCCCGUGAGGGUCACCUUCCAAGCGCUCUGUCCAUGAUCCACAUACAGAGAUUCACUCCGAUCCCUGCUCUCAUCUUUAAUUGUAUCAUGUCUCUGGUCUACCUGACAGUGAGUGACGUCUUCCAGCUCAUCAACUACUAUAGCUUCAGCUACUGGUUCUUCAUGGGUCUGUCCACUGCCGGCCAACUGUAUCUGCGCUGGAAGGAGCCCGACAGACCCAGGCCUCUCAAGCUGUCGUUAGUGUACCCAGUGGUGUUCUGUCUUUGUGCUGUUUUCCUGGUGGCGGUGCCUCUCUACAGUGACACAGUCAACUCUCUGAUCGGCAUUUCCAUCGCCCUGUCUGGCGUUCCCGUCUUCUUCUUGGGCAUCUAUCUACCGGAGUCCAAGCGACCACCUAUCAUCACCAAGCUGCUGCGUUGUCUGACUUACCUCACCCAGUACACCUGUUACAGUGUGCUGUCAGAAAUGGACAAAAGUGAAUAGCGCCUCGUACGUUUCGAAAACUUUUUCCCAAAAGUCUCUUCAGCCUCAGAGCUCACAUUCAUCAGGGGACCAGAAGAAAAGAGGAUUAACGACUACCGUUUACUUUUGUUGAACUGCACACCACACUCAGGCUCUCAGGCCUCACCGACUUGUUUACACUGACGUUCACUUACAGAUUUCUCCUGAAAUUUAAUGGAAUUUAAUGCAAAGGAUGUCAGCCUGCAGUAGAGACAAACAAAACUGUUCAAUAUCUUUAUCACAUUAUUUAAAGGUGCAAUAUGCAACAUUUAAGUGAGGUUGUUCAUCGUGAUAACAACAAUGAGUUAAUUUGAACACUCCAUCAUAUUCACGACAUGUUAAAGUGACACCACUUCAAUAAUGUCGCCAAGAUUAUUUUGAUGGUACAUAGAAUUUGCAUGAGGGUGAAUGUCACCUCUGUCAAAAAACUAAACAGGUCUGGUUUUCAGUCGCCGGCGUGAGAUGAAAGAAGCGGAGGGAUAAUCGUCUGAGGGCGACCAGGUCCUGCUACUGUUGGACUAGUAAGUGUAAAUUCUUUGAUUACCAUCUAUAUCUAUGCAGUCUAGAGCUUGCUGUGUGUCAGGCUAUAUUAUGGUAUUCAAGGGAUUUAAACAAUAGGCAGAGUAAUAGGUUAUAUAAACUGGGUUGAAAAUGCAAGCUAUGCAAACUACAACACUAUCAUUCUUUUUGUCGCUUUCUUGGGGGUUAGUUUCCGUUACUGCGGCAAAUAUUUUAUGACAGUUGUAACACACAAUAGGACCCUGAGAGCAAAUCCCACUUUGUGACACUGUUAAUCUUACAUUUUCUGAAAGCUCAGGACGUCCUGUAUGGUGUUUUUCUUGUUUUCCAGUUCAUGAGAUCUACUUCACUGAAAAAAAGGGAAGAUGUAUUUGUGAGUCUGCUGCUAUGUAAAGAUGUUUACUCAUCAUUCUAACACCAACACAUUUUAUGUACUUUUAGUGCCUUUUUCUUUACAUUUAUACUACUGUGGCUACAUCCUUAGAAUAUUGCUUUCCCCCCUAAUUUAGCAUAUUUAAUCAUUUUAAAUUUUUUAACUGCAAGGUCAAAAACCAAUUGACUCAAAUUCUCCUCAGUGUCAAAUGUGCUGCAUUUCAUACUCAGGUCAAGACAGUAUUAUGUCAUCUUGUCAAAUGUUUUAAAUGUUGAAGUUCACUUUUGUUUCUUUAUCCUUGGUUUUGUGUAAGCUGUGCUUCUAACAUACUAUACCUGAACCUAUAU
Messenger RNA from Solea solea (common sole), 3086 nucleotides. It is a transcript of the gene slc7a6, whose product is annotated as solute carrier family 7 member 6. NCBI's taxonomy places the organism in Eukaryota, Metazoa, Chordata, Actinopteri, Pleuronectiformes, Soleidae. The record is from RefSeq and is a predicted model, not a curated record. Gene Ontology annotation, cellular component: membrane. Gene Ontology annotation, molecular function: L-amino acid transmembrane transporter activity. Gene Ontology annotation, biological process: amino acid transmembrane transport. The transcript is spliced from 10 exons. Bases 342 to 1829 code for a protein of 495 amino acids.